AUAGAAGGGAGGGGGGGUGUUGAUGUUGGUGGGCUUUCACCCACAACAUUGAAGCCAUGUUGUACCUUCUGCUCUCUUUCCAUUAGGAGCGUUAAACGGAUACAUACACACCCAAAUGGGAUUUAGGGAAUUAAGUGUGGACCUGGUGGGAUACCUAUAGAGGAGAAGAAAAAAACCUACUUCACUUUUAAUGAUUCUGCUGUUCACCGAUGGGUCUGUGGUCCGAAGACAAGUGCUCGUCUCCGUCGGCCUGUUAGUAGUUGCACUCAAGAUCAGAACUUUCCACAGAACCGACUUCACCCUCACUGCAGCCGAUUGCUCCUGCCAUUGCCGUUGAGCGCUGACGGGGAAUGAAGACCAGCGAAUCUGAAGACAGGAUGUCUUCCAAGCGACCAGCCUCUCCAUAUGGGGGAACAGAUGGAGAGGUAGUCAUGGCGACGAGCAGACAGCGACUGGAGGAUGAGGAGGUUGACGGACACGCUGUCAUUCACUUGCCCCUGAGCUCCUACUGCAGCAAGGUGUCCCCUCGCUCGCCCCGCACCCUCGACAGCCCGCCCGCACUACACGGCAGCAUGGAGCAGGAGAGCAGUAAAGGCUUGGCCCUGAGCCCCUACACCCAGCACAACUCGUCUACCUCACCCAGUAAGCAGCAGCAGCAGCCGGACGACGGCUCCGGGCGGCCGGGCAGCGAGCCCGGCUCGGCCACUGCUCUGGGCACUCCGGAGAGGCGCAAGGGCAGCCUGGCCGACGUAGUGGACACGCUGAAGCAGCGCAAGAUGGAGGAGCUGAUCAAGAGCGAGCCGGAGGAGGCCCCCAGCAUUGAGAGGCUGCUAUCCAAGGAUUGGAAGGACAAGCUGCUGGCCAUGGGCUCUGGCCACUUUGGAGAGAUCAAAGGUACCCCGGACAGCCUGGCGGAGAAGGAGCGGCAGCUGAUGGGCAUGAUCAGCCAGCUGAGCAGCCUGAGAGAGCAGCUACUGGCCGCACAUGAGGAGCAGAAGAAACUGGCCGCAUCACAGAUAGAGAAACAGAGGCAGCAGAUGGAGCUCGCCAAGCAGCAGCAGGACCAGAUCGCUCGGCAACAGCAGCAGCUCCUGCAGCAGCAACACAAAAUCAACCUCCUGCAGCAGCAGAUCCAGCAGGUCCAGGGUCAGCUGCCUCCACUGAUGAUCCCCGUCUUUCCUCCGGAUCAGAGGACCUUGGCAGCAGCCGCUGCCCAGCAGGGAUUCCUCUUGCCUCCAGGCUUCAACUACAAACCAGGCUGCAAUGACCCGUACCCCCUCCAGCUGAUCCCCACCAGUAUGGCAGCCGCUGCGGCCGCCACGCCCGGCCUGGGACCCCUUCAGCUCCAGCAGCUGUAUGCGGCUCAGUUGGCAGCCAUGCAGGUGUCUCCGGGGGCCAAGCAUGGCACCGUGCCUCAGCCCAACCUGGCAACCGGCACGCACUCGCCCACCAGUGGCCAGAGCGAGAAGAGCAGGAGCAGCCCGCCGCCCAAGCCCAAGGACGAGGGCGCUCAGCCCCUGAAUCUGUCAGCCAAGCCUAAGACAUCCGAGAGCAAGUCACCCACCUCCCCCGCUUCCCCACAGGUCCCUGCCAUGAAGCUGGGCCCCGGAUCUCUGAAGCACAGCGCCCCCUCCAGCAUCGGAGGACCUGCACCCAGAAUCAGCUCCAUAGACCUGUUGUCGUCCAUCACCUCAGGAGGCUAUCUGAAUGACCACGAGGCUGUGACCAAGGCCUUCCAGGAGGCCCGGCAGAUGAAGGAGCAGCUCAAGAGGGAGCAGCAGGUUCUGGACGCCAAAGUGGCAGCAGUCAACAGCCUGACCCUCAACAACGGACGCUCUGAGAAGGAUAAGGCAGCUCUGGAGAGCCUGAGUCAGCAGCUGAAACAGUCCGAGGAGAGCAAGUUCACUCACGCCAUGAUGGACUUCGGCAUGAGCGGCGACUCCGACGGCAGCCCCAGCGUGUCAGACUCCAGGAUGUUCCGCGAGGCGCGGGGUCGCGGCAACGGCGAGCCACACAUCAAGCGGCCCAUGAACGCUUUCAUGGUGUGGGCGAAGGACGAGCGGAGGAAGAUCCUGCAGGCUUUCCCUGACAUGCACAACUCCAACAUCAGCAAAAUCCUCGGUUCGCGCUGGAAAGCCAUGACUAACCUGGAGAAGCAGCCGUAUUAUGAAGAGCAGGCGCGCCUCAGUAAGCAGCACCUGGAGAAAUACCCCGACUACAAGUACAAACCGCGGCCCAAGCGCACCUGCCUGGUGGACGGCAAGAAGCUGCGCAUCGGCGAGUACAAGGCCAUCAUGCGCAGCCGCCGGCAGGAGAUGCGCCAGUACUUCACCGUGGGGCAGCAGGCCCAGCUGCCUCUGUCCUCAGCGGGCGUGGUGUACCCGGGCGCUCUCUCCAUGGCCGGAAUGCCGUCGCCCCAGAUGCCCUCGGAGCACUCCAGCAUGUCCAGCAGCCCCGAGCCGGCCCCUCCGCUCAGCGGCCAGCCCUCUUACCUCAGCGUCAGCAAGGAGGAGGAGCCUCGCAUCAAAGAGGAGGAGCUGCGGAUGGACGAGAGCAACGGCGACGCCUACGACGACUUCGACUACGAGGACGAGGACGGAGACUUCGGCAGCGACAGCGAGAACCCAAUAAGAGCGCUCUGAGCACAGAGACGUCCCGCCGAUCACCCGACCCUCCACUCCUGCUCCCCCCCCGCCCCCCAACCUCACCCUUACACCACCCAAUCAGGACUCUCGCAGAGCUAAGCCCCACCCCCCACCCCAAUACCAGCAGCAGCAAAGCACAGGAUCUGAGAGACUGUUACACUAACGGAGGGUCUUGGAAAGAAAGCGAGACACGUUGCCACAACGUCUGCUGAAUAAACCCGCUGUGGCAAACUCACGUCACGCCUCCGUUAAGCUACAGGAAGGAGAUAAACGACACUUAUACUGAAACAAGGACCAGUUAGUCGGCCUGUCGGAGACACUUUACAGCGGUGGACCUGCUUGUCUAUAAAAGAGACACUUUUAAAACUGCGUUUUUGUUCGUUUUUUUGUUUCGUUUUUUGUUUUUUUUCUGGGUUCUAUAAUAUUCUCACUCAGGUACACGGUGCCAACAAGUGGCUUGUGAAUGUGAUUUGUUGUUUUUGUGCUACAGUUUUAAUAGAGGAAAAAAAAAGCAUUUAUUUUCCUGUUUUGAGAUAAAGCACCUGACAGGAGUAACGACAAAAUUUACAAAAAAAAAGUUUUUUUUUUUCAUAUUUUUUUUUUAAUUUGCCGCUCCCUCUUCGGUGUACUCCACGCAUACGCAUACACUUACACAUACACGUCCAUCUUUUUUUUGACCGAAAGGACGCAGCACUGGACGACAGACAAUCCCUCCUUCUGCUCUGCUCUCCCUCGGCAGUUUCUUUCUUUCUCCUCCUGUGUCUCGAGGUGAGACGAGCGCCGAUAUGCUGUCGCGAGGACAGAACUGGAGCGAAAGUUCUCUGCGUGCGGUGAUCAAUCACAUUUCUGGUUGUUUGCUGUCAUAACCGUACGCUGUGCUUUUGGACCGAGCUGUUGUGUUUUAUUAAGACGCAGUGCUGGACAUGAAGAGAACCACCGCAAAAGGAAAGUGGAUCCAAACCGCUCGUUCCUAUGAGAACACAAAUUGAGAUUCAACCUGUCGGACCCGAUGCGGUCCCUCCUCCUCCGUCUCUGUCCUUCUCUCCUUUCCUAAACAGACUGUUUUCGCCAUUACCGAGAAUGCAGAGCCCUUUUCCUCCAUUCCAAGAGAAACAGAGAGCGAGGGAGGCUCCCCAGAGGAGGCUCUGGCACUGAACGGUCAGCUGAACAGAGAGAAUAGAUGGGCUCUGUAGGCUUUACUCAAUCCCCCCCCCACGGCCUCAGCGCUCUGUUUACUGAGGGAACCUCCGAAGCACCCAAAGCGCUGAGGAACACUGGUGUAUAUGUCUGUGGUGUCAGUGCACUUCAUCACACGAUCUUUCCCCUACAGUGCCUGUUCUAGGUAUUAAAUGGGUAUGUGUGAGGAAACUCCAAAGCGCUGUGUAUUUAUGAGUAAAAUGAUGGUACGUAUCCAAACAAUGGGUCUAAAUUACUCUGAAAUGACCCUUUUUUGUAUCAACCUGGACAAGGACAUAGUAACAUAUCUCAUAAUUGGAAAAUUGUUUGGACUGAUGAGAUGGAAAGUACUAAAAUACGAUCAAUUUCACUGUAAUGUCACACAUUUAAGCAGGAGAGUAAAAGACCUCACUGCUUUCUCUCACAGCCCAGUCUCAGUUUAGAUUAUAGGUACUAAACAGGUAUGUUGGACUCUUAUGUCAUCAGGUGUCUUUGUACCACCUAUUUACCCCAUAUACAGUCGUAUGCAAACGUUUGGGCGCCCCUGGUCACAUCAUAUGCUUAUAUGCUGAGUUUCUAAGUGAUACAUCCUCUACAGUGGGCACACUUCUAGACAUUUUAGGCCACAGUUACUGUUUUUUUGCUGAAUAUAACUUUUUGGGAGAGACGUAAAACACAAAUCGUGGCUUAUGGCACAUUUUAGACUUCAUGUUUUAUUUUUUCGAAUAUGUUAAAUAGAAAUUGUGCACUAAAAUAUGCAGGAAAGUGCCACAUUUCAGUUCUCUGUGGAUGUAGUUGUUUACUUAUCUUAGUCUUGCUUAGAAAAUCAAGAUUUGAGUGUUCAAACUUUUGCAACUACUGGCUCUUAAAAGUCUUUCUGAUUUGCCUUUUCUGCUAAAAUAUAUGACAUUACAGUGAAAUUCAGUACAGGUUUGUAUGUAAUUCUUACUCCACAUAAUUAAUUAUAAAAUAUUGCCCUUUUUUCAGCUUUUCUUUUGUUUUAUUUAUGAUGUUUUUGUAUUUCAUAGUUGUACAGAGCCCUGCUGGUGACAUCCAGUAUAAAUAAAAAUAAUGCAACUGAAUAAGGUGUGGGAACAAGAUAAUUAAGUCAUGACCACGACAUAGUAAUGCAUGGGAAUGAGACAAUUUAGCCUUGAACACAGUUUAAUAAAGCAUGAUAUUGUUCCCACGCCUUACUAAUUCAUGGCCAUGCAUAAUUAUCUCGUUCCCACACCUUGCUAAGUCAUGGCCACGUAUUAUUUUUAUUUAUACCAGAUGUCACCAGCAGGGCUCUGUAUAGGUGUCUUCUUUGCUGGUCUGGUUUUUAAUGCCCUAAAAGGGACCCUGAGCUUUGGAAAGGCCCUACAUAAUAAACAAAAGCAUAUUAUUAUUAUUAAUAAUAAUAAUAAUAAUAAUAUUAAUAAUAAUAAUAAUAACCUGUUCAGUGUAAUUUAGCUAGACUGUCUUGGCAUCUACCAUCAUUUCACCCCAAACUAAUUACACAACACUUCUAACGUUGUUCCACACAUGUAAUCAUCUAAUACCCUGAACCUGUUGGGCAUUUCAGCGUAAUUUGGUUAAACUGUCUUCAUAUCCAGAUUAAUUACCAAGUACUUUGGAGUUUAAUAUCUAGAACGUAGGAGCUGUGAAAGAAAGCAGUCCUUCUGCUUGUUCAUCUCUCCAGACGCCUUCCAUCAGUCGCCUCCCUCCGCCGCUCUGAGGGGCUGUUGGCACGGUUCCUCAGCCCCAGUGCAGGGAACCGUCACCACUCAUCCUCCUUCUGUCCACGUUACGUCCACGCAAGGAUCUCAAACCCAAACUGACCGCCGCACUCUCAGUCCGUCCCCAAAGCCAAACGCUGACCACGGCGCUCAGCGUCCAGAACGUCCGUCCAGACGGUCGAGCUCUCUCGCUCGCUCCAGCAGGAGGUCCUCUGCCGAGGGUGGGCUGAUGUCCAGCCCUGCCUGGAAGGCGCAUUGUUUUUCUGCUUUCUUUGUUUCUGUUUUCUUUCUUUUUUUUUUCUUGUUUUUGUCUCCAUGACGACGUCACUCUGCUGUCAAAGUUAUUGAAGGAGGGGCAGUUUUUUAGACUCUGCAUGUCAAUGUUUUCGUUCGUAUUUGAAUACUGUAUUUUAUUUUUAUUCAAACUGCCUCUAGUGUAAUAAUAAUAUUAUUAACAAUAAUUAUAAGGAUGGUCAGCGUUUUGUUUUUGUUUUUCUUUUAUGUUUUUUUUUUUCUAAGUUUAGUAAGUUAUGUACAGUAUAAUUUAUUUUUUGGUUGUCCUUUUUUUUUUAAUUAUUACAUUAUGAAAAAAUGUGCUUUAUAAAGCAUUAUAUUUAGCUGGUAGGUAUUUAGAUCUAAUUACUCUGUAUUUUAAUUUUGCUCCUUUUUUUCAUUCUCGUUUUGCAUCGUAUUAAUCCCAUCCUGGAUCGCAAGGAACUGCUGACAUGAAGGAAUAAGAGACAUUUCUAGCUUUUUUUCCUCCUCUUCUGUGCAUCGUUCAUGAACUCUGAAAAAAAAACCCUGUUUCUUAAAGCACUAGGACUCUGGACGGUCAGAGAAGAAUAUAAGAAGAACAUUUUUUUUUUAUUUGUAAUGGUUUAUGUAUAAUGUGAAGUUUUCUAUUUCUUUAUUUCUCUUUCUUUUAUCAAGGUUAAAGAAAACAGUUCUAUUAUACCCCAUUGUCAUUGAACAAAAAAUGGAGCUUGGCUCAUGUUUACUGGGAUUUGUAGUCCUUUUUCGAGCCCUCGGUGGAUCAUCACUGGGCAUUUGUAGUCCUACCGUCACGUCCAGACUUAUAAACACUGCACCUGAUGUAUCACAUGUAAAAUGGCAUCGAUAUCAGCCGAUAGAUUUUGCUCAGAGGCACUCUGGGAUAUGCAGUUUUGUCCAGUGAUCCUCCACCGAGUGGCCGUAUUAGAUGUUUAACUUCUAUGGGACUCCACUUCUGGAGAAGAUGGCUUUGUUUGAGCUCCACACCAUGGCAGAUCUUUUCUCAGUCUUCAGCUGGGUUCCAGCAUACUGACCCUCACAGUCAUGGCCUGCUGGACAGUCACCUUAACGUCCAUCCUGCCAUUUAUCACAUUUCCGGUGAUCUUCACUGUCAGGUUCUACCAUUUAUUGACCAUUUCAAUCACUUUCUCAACUCAAUCAUUCAUUGCAGAGGGCGGGGCUAGCCGGCUCAUAGACGGGGGGUCCUGCUGUCAAUCAUAAAGCGUCGAUGGUGGCUUGAAUAAUAAUAGAUAAGACAAUCAGAGUCAUGUGUGGAGCUCAAAACAAAGUAAUAAAAGGAAAAAAUACUUAUUCUUACCAUCUCAACUUGAAAAUGGAGAAAGAUAAUUAUGUAAAUAUAACAUAGAGUUAUAGAUUUAUAUUUUGUUCAUAACACAGUGUAAUAUAAGUUGUAUAUUUCUUUUUUUUCUCUCUUUUAUUGAUGUUAUUCAUGCCACAUUAAAAAGCAGGAGUUACUGUACUCUUAUGAAAAACAAAAAAAUGACAAAAAAACAAACAAACAUGCAAAAAAAAGCAAAAAAAAAAAAAACAAACAAGCCGUGGAUUGCCACCAUCUGUUCUGAGUUGACGUUUUUCAGUAUUAUUGCCGGUCUAGGCUCUAAUAAAGACAGCAAUGUGUUCUGUAA
Colossoma macropomum (tambaqui) is the source of this 7458-nucleotide messenger RNA. RefSeq names its product SRY-box transcription factor 5 (gene sox5). The transcript has 19 exons. Gene Ontology annotation, biological process: regulation of transcription by RNA polymerase II; cell fate commitment; positive regulation of chondrocyte differentiation. Bases 351 to 2642 code for a protein of 763 amino acids. Gene Ontology annotation, molecular function: DNA-binding transcription factor activity, RNA polymerase II-specific; RNA polymerase II cis-regulatory region sequence-specific DNA binding. NCBI's taxonomy places the organism in Eukaryota, Metazoa, Chordata, Actinopteri, Characiformes, Serrasalmidae. The record is from RefSeq and is a predicted model, not a curated record. Gene Ontology annotation, cellular component: nucleus.